Molecule: messenger RNA, 10027 nt
Organism: Lytechinus variegatus (green sea urchin)
Lineage: Eukaryota; Metazoa; Echinodermata; Echinoidea; Temnopleuroida; Toxopneustidae
Product: hypoxia-inducible factor 1-alpha-like
Exons: 15
Coding region: 263-3055 (930 amino acids)
Biological process (GO): cellular response to hypoxia; regulation of transcription by RNA polymerase II
Cellular component (GO): cytoplasm; nucleus; transcription regulator complex
Molecular function (GO): protein dimerization activity; RNA polymerase II transcription regulatory region sequence-specific DNA binding; DNA-binding transcription factor activity, RNA polymerase II-specific
Source: RefSeq, a predicted model, not a curated record
CAUUUUAGCGGAAACUUCCCAGAGAAGCGAAAAAACCCAUGCUCAAUGGUUGCACAAUACAGAUCCUCGGCAGUGUAUCGAGAUUGUAUUGGUAACUCUAUUGAAAGAUUAGGCUACGCGAUUAACUAUUGACUUGUACACCGUUUUGACUGGCAACUCAAUCAUCAAUACAAAACGACUGUUGGAUUAUUACUGUGGAAUUAUUCACUUGGAUAUUUAAAUUGGAAUUGUUGAAUACAUUCAGAUGAAAUAGGAACUGAUUAUGGCGACUGUUCACAGAGAAAAACGAAGAAACUCUGAGAAAAGGAAAGAGAAAUCAAGAAAUGCAGCUCGGUCACGAAGAGGGAAAGAGACUGAAAUAUUUUACGAGUUGGCCCACACUCUACCUCUUCCACACAAUGCCUGUGCUCAGCUAGAUAAAGCGGGUAUCAUGAGGCUUAUACUCAGCUAUCUCAAGAUUGGAAAAGUGCUUCCCAAAGAAAUCAAGGUGGAGGAGAGAGAAGAAAGUAAAUCCAUGGCGAUAGAACAGAUUGUUGAUUCUCACUACCAGAAGGCUCUAGAUGGAUUUUUAUUAGUCUUAUCACAAGAAGGCGAUAUGAUCUAUAUUUCAGAAAAUGUCUCAAAACACAUCGGCAUCAAUCAGGUGGACCUAAUGGGCCAGAGCAUCUAUGACUACGCUCACCCAUGCGACCACGAUGAGAUCCGAGAACAGUUGUCUGACCGGCCAGGCCUGACGCUGACCACCCUCCCCUCAGUAACGUCCAAGCGUAAACAUCACAGUUUCCUUAUGAGGGUCAAGUGUACACUAACACCCAAGGGAAAGAUAGUCAACCUUAAAGCAGCCUCAUAUAAGGCAGUACAUUGUCAAGGUCACAUGAAACUGGCCCUGUCUGAUACAUCGGUACUGGGCUAUAGGAUGCCCCCUUCCCCCUGCCUUGUACUCAUUGCUAGCCCCAUACCACACCCCUCCAACAUUGAGGUACCCCUGGACUGCAGUGCGUUUCUUACAAGACACAGUAUGGACAUGAAGUUUACCUACUGUGAUGAAAGGAUCGAGCAACUGAUGGGCUACAUACCCACUGAACUGGUUGGCCAAUCAUUCUAUGUCUACUACCAUGCACUGGAUGGUCAACUCAUUGAUAAGAGCUAUAAAGACCUGUAUGCUAAGGGUCAGACAUCAACUGGCAGAUAUAGAUUCUUGGCAAAGAACGGUGGUUACAUGUGGCUCGAAACACAAGCUACUAUCAUCUAUAAUAACAAGACCAACAAACCACAGUGCAUUGUGUGUGUCAACUAUGCCAUCAGUGGUGUAGAGCAUGGAGACAGAGUCCUCUCAGUCAGUCAACAAGAGAAGGAGAAGGAAGAAGAGGUGAUCAAAGAUGUUGAGAUGAAAGAAGAAAAGACCUUCGCUGCUCCUCAGCAUGCCAACAUUUCCAAUGACUUCCCUCUCUAUCUGGCUGGAUGUAACUCGUCUCAAGCGGUGGAGGAGAAAUUGGCUUACUUAGCGCCAACUGCUGGUGAUGUCAUGAUUGAAUUGGAUCCUUCAGAAGGUCAGAGGAUGGACAUGAAUAGUGAGAUCACAGAAUUCAAUGAAUCAGAUAGCUUCGUGCCCUUUGACCCCUUUGCACCUCUACCGCCCAGCCAAGCCAAUGAUAGUGUACAGCAGAACACCAACGAGACUGUCAUGAAUGUACAGGACCCUGGUGUAUUGAAGACUCAGUACCUGUGUACCAACAAUGAUCCAUUGCUACUUGACAAAAGACCAAACCUGGAUACAGAGAAGCAACCUGUCAAUGAUGUGGUUGCUAAGCAACAGAUUCCAUGUGAUGAGCUAGCUAUGAGGGCUCCUUACAUUCCUAUGGGUGAGGACUUUGACCUGUCAACUGAUUCUCUUCUUGGUGAUAUGGAUCCCUUCACGAGUGAGACUUGGAUGCCUGUAGAUCCAUUCGGUACAGGUUCAAUUGAUAAGAACCUAAGACCAAUGGAAGAUAAUGGGAUGGACUACCCAGCCUCUCAGAGUAGCAGCUGUCGUACAUCAGGCAGCCCCAUGGAGUCCUGUAACAGCAGUCUGAGCGGCAGUGUACCCAAUCUUUACUUCCCCAAUUCCUCACCCAGCACUCCUCAGCAUACCCCGCUCCUGCUCUCCCCGGCCAUGUCGCCCCACAGCGGUGCCCCCACACCGAUGCUGCACUCGCCGAUGAAUCCAAACCUUCUGUCUCCACUUGGCCAACCAUCUCAUCAAGACGACAGACUCUUCGCCUCACCGCUUCCGUCUCCUGCACCCAUCCAGCAGCCGUUGGGUGUGUACAUCCCGUACCCACCUAUGUCGUCGUACCAGCAGGUGCCUCCCAGCCCUCAGAACAUCAUGUCACCCCCUCAUCAGAGAUGCCAAACAAGCAUACAAUCCCCGCCCCUCAAGCGGAAGCAGGAGCAUCCAGAUUGCGGAGACUGCGCUCCUAGAAGCAAGAUAAGUAGAUCUGACGGGCUGUUAGGGAUGCUUGGGAUGAGGAAUUGUAGAGGAGGAGGAGCGGAUGACGACAGGGUCAUGUAUGUCAAGAGAGAACCAGAUUCAGAACCUGACAGAUCAUCCCCAGGUGAGAGUCCUUACAUAGACACAGGCACAGUAAGAGGAGGGGGUGGACAACAGCCGAAACCAAGAGAUAAUAACAUGGACCUACUAUCAGCACUCCUUACUAAAGUUGAUAAAGACAAUGUCAAUCCAUUCAGACAUUCACAGCUACUACAAAUAGUUGCUCAGAGGGUCUCUGGGAAUGGCUCUUCUAAAGGCCCUAAUGCUCUACUGCAUGCCAGCACAUCCAACCUGCCAUCAUCAAUCAAGCCCAAGAACCAACCAGAGCAAGAGCCUAAGCAUCAGGGCCAGCCUGUGAGGAAGAGCAGUAUCACCCAGCUGUUAGGCAGAGAUGGACUGCCACUAGGAGCAGCUUUGCCACUCAUCACAAACCUGGAUGCAGAAGUCAAUGCUCCAUUGCCUACCAACAGGCUGCUACAGGGGGAAGACCUCUUGCAAGCCCUGGACCUAACAGCCCCGUACUGACCUUCAUGGAGCCCCUGUUAGAACAGGGAUGGAGAAAGAGAAAAGGUUAUUAUCAAUGCAUUGAAAGGAGCUCUCCAUGAAAAUAUUAAUGGUUUAUUGCCAAGGAUAGUUUUCCAUAAUGACAUUGUAUAUUAUAAGUGGUCUGCUAUGUAUGGAAUGCUGUAGUCAUGAUUUUGUUCUAAUACUUAAGUAUAUCAGAGAACUUGCUCAGAGACAUGUUACAUUUCAGCAUAUUAACUGGAGGGGAAGAAAGUUACAGUCAUGAUAUUUGGAUUCUUUGUAAUCGUUUCUGUAAAUAAAAGUGGAGUAGUGAUGAACUAAAUGUAGGUUCAUACAUCAAAUAUAUGUCUGUGAAUAGUGAACGGAUAUUGUCGUGGAUGUGCACAAAACAUGAAAUGAUGCCCUGUAAAUGCACAAAUGUGAUCGAUGUUUCUCUGUCUUGGCACAUUAUCAAUACAGCCUUUGAUUGUAAAUUGGUAUUUCUGAAGUCAUUAUCAUACAUUAUCCAGUUCACAUUUUUUCUUCCGGAUUUUAUUUUUCAUGGCUCUUUAUGUAAACUUGAAAGUAAGCAUCUUACUGUAUGAUCCCCCACCCCCUUUAAUUUUUUAUCGGGUUGGCAUGCAUGCUAAACCUUAAACAAAACUAUCAAAAGUGAAUGUAAAUAGAUGAUAUAUUUUGCUGCUACAUUUAUUCUUAUAAUGUACAAUGUUCUGUAGCGCAUAUUGUACCUAACAUUUACAUGCUUUAUAUAUUGCUAGAUUAAUGUAAUUCCUCUUUUUUGUACAAAAUGUUCCUGGACAUCUGUUUUUUAUCACCUUAUUUCCUUUUUAAUACACCUUUUAAUCUUUCUGUGGAGACCAACAGGUUAAUCUUACCCAACACUGAAGUCUGUUGUAGAAAAUAUUAAAGACAAUAAGUUUGUUAACCCUUUGGGUACUGAGCACACAUAAAUGCAGGUGUGGAUCUGUGGAGAAUGUGUGUCAAAGCACAAUGAGCCAGUUUUUAAGGGGUUAAAUUUAAUAUUGAGAUUUUCAGUCGAUUUCUAUCUUUAUUUUCCAUUUAAUGGAUUUCGAAUCCAUACUUCAACUUUGUUUAUUUUGUGAGAUUAAGGGAUUGUGCUAAAAUGCACGAUUUGCAACUUUUCUUAAUUUCACUUAGACCUGAAAUAUUUAUUUUGGAUCUACUUGAGAUCACCAAAAGAUGUAUGCUUUCUUGUCAAAUUAUUAUUCAUCCUCCACUUAUGUAUACCCAAAUAGAAAUUUGUUUGGGAAAUGAAUUUUGUAUAUUAGACGAUUUAUAUUAUAUUUUCACCAAACAGUGUUUGUCUAUAGAAUUACCUUAUGUAAAUAUAUCACUAUAUGAGAAAUCGGUAAUUUAUUUACCAUUAGGUUAAAUUGAUUAAAGGUAAUAUGAUCAUACACUUCAUGUAACUAUAUUGUGGUAGUCAGGGGGUAAUUUAGGGAAGAGGUUUUAGUUUACAGAGAAGGAUCCACAAAUUAUCAAUUACUACAUCAGAUACUUUCGGGGUGAUGAAAAAAUACUUUUAUUUCUUGUUCUCUAAGAAGCGCGAAGAAGACUAAUACAUUUGAUGCAUGAAAAUAUAUUCUUGAUACAACAGAUUUUAGUAAUGGAAGUUUUUAAAACGACUUUAUAAUUUUGUACACAAAACUAUUUUUCUUCAAUGUCUCUCAUGUUAUCUGUGCAUGUGUGUGUAUGUGUGUCUUUGUUGACAAAAAGAAUUCAUUGUGGUGUUAAUUAGGAGAAAUGUAUAUUACUCCUAUUAUGUUUAAAAACAAAAUAUGUGUAGAGAUUGUGAUGUCCAGAGUUAUUUAUUGUAACAAUGGCAAGUAAGCAAGUAAGUGGAAUUGUUUAAAUUAUAAUCAUGUCUUCAGGCAAAACUGUUUUUCCCCAACACCAGUCCUUGAGAUAAUUUUUAAGGUGUGGCUUUACAAUGUAAGUCUCACUCUUCUAAAUUCUGAAAUGUGAACCUGUAUGACAUUAGUAGCAGUACAUAUACUUUACAAUCUUCCAUAUAUAUAGAAAUAAAAAUAUUUUGAAUGUAACAUAUUAAAUAUGACACCUUGCCUCUAUUUGAUUCUAAAUCAUCUCAUUCAUUCUUUUAAAAAAUCAAUGAUAUGCUUUAAGAAACAACUCAAAAUAAAGAUAUCUAUGAAAGACAACUCAAAAUACUGUCAAUAUUCUCAAGUUUUUGUUUAAGACCUAGAUAUUUACAAGGGGAGAAGGUGGAUUCUUGUGUAAUUCUAUCCCUGUGUAUAUAUUGCUGUAUACUAUUCGCAAGGCAUUGUAAGAAAGUAGUGUGUUCAUAUGUGUUUAUUCAUUGGUGUUGAUGUAUGUUUAUAACGCAAGGGGGAUAUAAUUGAAUGCAAAGAAAUGGAUAUGAAAAUGCUUACCCUUGUGAUUUUUGAUGAAAAGAAGUCACUACAAGAUCAGAAUGGUUUGAUUUUAAAGGAGUCUAAAUUUACACUAAUGUGUAUUUUCAUAUAUAUAUACAAAUCGUGUCUUGGAAGUAUUUGAUGUUUAUAUAUUUCACAUGGAAUAUUAUAAAUCAAGUUCUCUUCAGUGACGCACUUCUUAUAUGGUAGAAUCAGCGUAAUUCCAUUAUUUACCAUCUAGGAAAAAUUUAAAUUCAUUUUUAUUCUGAUUUUAUUUUUCGUGUUCAAGCUUACUACAUGUAUCUUCGCAUGAGAAUACAAUGGCUUUAUUAUAUUGCUCUAAAUAGUCCUUAUAUUCUGUGAAAUUGUAAAAGCAAUGGUAUCUGAAGAAAUCAGAGAACCCAAGUCACUAUUCACUUGCACUACUUUUGAUUUGGUGUUUUCUUUCCAGAAGAGAUCAUUAAGAUUGUUAAAAGUAACUAGUAUCAAAUUGGUAGUACAUGUAUUAACCUAUUGUAUGAUGUGAGUUAAGGUAUCUAAAUUGUUUCUUCACAUUAUUUUACCUACAUGUAGCUAUCAUAUUGAUAGUUAGGAGUAAAAUUAUGUUCUUUUACUGGAAAAAGAAUUUUUUGACAAAUUUUAAAUUUGUUGCAAUGAAUUGCCCAUUAUUACAUCACAAGUUAUGAACAAAAAAAAAACAUUACGGACUACAUAAGAUCGAUGUUGUAAGGCAUAGAAUAAAAUGUUGUGUAUUUUAUUUAAUAUUGUACAUACAUAUAUGAGUGGGAAUCGGGCAUAAUUUUGUUCAGCUUUGUUACUGCAUUUGUUUGCUGAUUUAUUUUGCAUCUCAUGUUUGAUAAUUCAAACAAUAUACAAGCUAGAUUAUGUCAAGAAAAAAAAAUGCUAUCAUUACCGUUGCAUGCUAAGAGCUCAUGUAAAUUGCAAAUUGAUUCGCUUAUACAUAUAUACAACAUAUGUGUUGAGAUAAGAAUCUUUUAUUGAUAUCUACCAAACAGAGUGAGAUAACCUGGGAUAUUGAUGUGAAACUAAAAACCAACAUUAUACAAAAUAUCUUGGAUCGUGGUUAUGGUUAUUAAAAUGGUGUAUGGUUUAAUGCUAAGAAUAGACAUUGAUAUGUUUGCUUGUACAGACUUAUUAUGGUGAUGGGCUGUUUGUACAACAGUGUGUAUGUAUAUGAUACAUGGUGUAUGUUACAAUAUUCAAAUUGAUAUUGGCACAGUUUGCGUUGCUGUAUAGUGGUGAAUGGUCACAUCGGAUUUGCAUAAGCCCCCAGCAAUUACAAAAUAGUAGCAAGAGAAUUUUACUUUAUUUGUUUCUGUUAUAUUUCGUAAGGCAUUGUGAAGUGCAGCAGCUUUUCCUCUCAAUAUUGUGUAUUGACUAGAACCCUUGGUUGCCAGUAUGUGACCUGUAGAUUAUAGAGAUUUUAAUGUAAAUGACCAAUAACAGAAUGUAUUAUCAAAUCUGCACUAAUAUUGCAAUGGGGUGGUAAGAUAAUUCCUUGGUAUCGAAAUAUUGAAAUAUCAAACAACUGAACAUUUUAAGGGUUUUGCCUUUAUACCAAUACAUCACCCUUGGCCCCUUCAUACUUACAACAGAUCCUCAAUGAGUAUCACCCGGUCAGGCAACUAUGUUCAAGUAACAGAAAGAUGUUAAUCCCUCUAAAUUUAAAUUCAAUUUCAUAUGAGCAAAGAGCAUUUCAAUAUCUAAUACCUCAGCUGUGGAAUAAGUCUCUGUUAAAGUGUUACCUUUCCCAAUGAUAAAAUCAAAUUUCCUAAUGAUGCAUUAUCGAUUUUCAAAUUGUUGAAAUUCAGUCUCAAAUAUGUAUAAUGAUGUUAUUAGGUUAUGUUUUAUGAUGUAUUUAGGUUCAAUAUGAUUGUUUUUCCUUUUCUAUCUCUAUCUCUCUCUUUCUCAUAUUACCUUGUAAAGCGCUAAGAGUCUAUAAUUUGCGCUAUAUAAAAUUUGAGUGUUUUUAUUAUCACCAUCAAGCAAAAUUAGAAAUAAGAAAUCACCCUUCCCUCCCUCAUUUUAAUCAUGUUUUUAAAAAUUAUUAUUUGGAAUAUUAAUUAUGACAGCUCAAAUCAUGUUUCUGAAUCACAUGUGAUUGCUCUGGUGUUUUAUUUUAGUCUUGCCAAGUACUAAGGGGAGGGACUAAUGUGUACUCCAUCAUUUAUGUUACACAUACAGAUUCGAUGAACCUGAGAUUUUGAAGGGAACAUGAAUUAAAUUGUUUAUAAGAACUAAUUCUGAAAUACUUUAUGCUGCUCUUAAAAUAUCUGAAAUAAUGAUUUCAAACUGGAAAUAUAAUUUAUGAUCCACUUUCAUAUUAACCAAUUAUCAGUGAAUUGUCAUUUUCAACUCUUCUUAAAGUCAGUAUAUUUUAAAUGUUUAUGAAAUGACAGGCAGAAAGAUGAUCUGUUGAUCUCUUUUUCUAUUUUUUUUUCAUUCCUUUUGCUCGAUCACCUUCAAUCUCAAACGCUUUGUUCAAAUAUAUUUUGCUCGUUUUAUUUCUAAAGCAGUUCAUUAAUGGUUUUAUCUAGAAUUAGAUUAAUAUCUGAUGGAGAAGGUUUGUAAUGAUUUGAUGUGAAUACUAUCCACAAAAUGUAUUAGUUGAUGUACAUGUAUUUUGCCAAAUAAACAAUGCUGCUCUGUUAUAACCUUGUUGUAGCUUGAAACAUAUAUCACAUAUUUUUAUUUACUAUGUAAUCUUUAUAAAAAAAUCAUAUGAACUUGAUUUUAUGUGAAAAAAAAUUGGCCAUGCUCAAUUUCUUAUGAUGGUGUAUAAGUGAGUUUUGCGAUAUAAUGCAUCUAGUUACAGGGUUGUUAUGUAAAAAUAUGCAUAAUAGAGAUCAACAGUAUCUUUGCCGCCUGUCUUAACACUCAUAAUAAAACAACUCCUUUCCAAAAAAAAAUAUUCUUUUUGGAAUGAUCCAGACUUUCUCAGGAUGACAUGGAUUAUUUACUGCAAUUUUGCAUUGCUUAAGAUUGUUUAUCAGUGAAAAUAUUUCGAUUAUUAAGUAAUCCUACCAUUUCCCACAAAAAAAUAUGGUUUACAGUUUGGGUUAUUUAGUAUUUCUUCGUAAAGCUUGUCACAUGAUGUAUGUACUAAGUUCACCAGGUAGUUACAUUGUUAAGAAUAUGGCCCUGUUCUUUUAUUGCAUGAAAUCAAUACUACAUCAUUUCAUGGACACUAAAUUGAUAUUCAACUAAAGACAUUAAUAGAUCUCAGCAUACCUACACAAAUUCUCUGGGGGAAGUUUCUUCAUCUUUUUGAUAUUCUUGCUUUCAGUGUUUGUCCAAUAUUUUUCCCUCCAUAAUUUUAUACCAAUAAACAUUUGAUUUGUAGUUUUCCUCUCAUUCAUGCAGUGUUUGGUCAUGUUAAACCUCAUGAAAAGAAUUACAAUUGGCACUUUCCAUGAAGUCGGGGCACAGAUUGUGUCAUUUCAGCAUAACUCAAUACUAAUUAUACUAUACAUUUAUUGUUUGGAGGCUUUGUAUUGGUAUUAAGACCAUAACAUUUUAAUGGAAAUUUGGGACCAUUUAGACUAAUUUUCCAUGAAGAUAUUAAGCAAAAUAGUGUACAAUGCUGUUUAGUGGACACGGUGUCUGUGUAGCAUCAGGAUGGUUACAUUUGGUCCUGAAAGUUAAAUUAUUUCAAUUAGACUGACUAAAACUUGAAACAAUACGUGCAUUUACCUGGUAAGUCAGUUACUAGUAGCUAAAUUACUGAGAUUUCCUAUUCAUAGUUUCAAAAGAAAAUUUUAGAAUUGUCACGGUGUCCUUGUUGCUUUGGGAAAUGUCACAUCUGGUGGACACCGAGAAGCAUAGUGACAAUUUUGAAAAUAGAACUACCGGUAUAUGCAAAGGAAAUCUGAGGUAUUUGGCUAUCUGACGUAACAAGUAAAUGUGCAUAUUGUAUCAAGUGUUGGUCAACCUAAUUACCAUAAUUUGACUUAUAGGACCAAAUGUAAAUAUCCCGAUUUACCACGAACACAGUGUGCCUGUAACAGCAUCAUUCUCUGUUUUGCCAAAUAACUUCGUGGAAAAUUAGUCUAAAUGGCCCCAAAUUUCCAGUAAAAUAUAUGCCUUUAAUACAAAUGUAAAGCCUUUAAACAAUAAAUAUAUAGCACGAUCAGUUUUGAGUUAAGCUUAAAUGAGCCAAUUCAUGCCCCAACUUCAUGGAAUAAUGAAAUUGCUGAAUUGAAUCUUUCUUAGGAAGGGGAUUUUCUUUUUUGAAGGAUAAAAUUAUGUAAAUGAUGUUACCUUAAAGAAAUCUCCUCUUGUUAUACAGUGAAUUAUUUACAUUAAUUAUUUACAUUAAUCUAUACUUUUUUUCCUAAAUGGGGUCUACAAUAGGAACUUCACAACCAAAAAUAUUCUUUUAUGCAAUUUUGUGAGCAACAAUUUGUUACUUAUUUGAACAUAUGGUACAUUUGUGGUACUUAAACUCCUAGCAAGUUCAAUCAUCUAUGUAUAUGUAGUAUGUUCCUAGUUAAAUUAAGGCAUUUGGUAUGUUUCUUGACAAUCAUGAUAAAAAAAGAGAUGAUUAAAUCAAAAUCAU